Pseudoliparis swirei is the source of this 4941-nucleotide messenger RNA. RefSeq names its product EMAP like 1 (gene eml1). The record is from RefSeq and is a predicted model, not a curated record. Gene Ontology annotation, molecular function: microtubule binding. Gene Ontology annotation, cellular component: mitotic spindle. Gene Ontology annotation, biological process: microtubule cytoskeleton organization. The transcript is spliced from 26 exons. Bases 560 to 3181 code for a protein of 873 amino acids. Lineage: Eukaryota; Metazoa; Chordata; Actinopteri; Perciformes; Liparidae.
CCUCUGAUACACACACACACGCACACGCACACAUUUACACGCACACACACACACAGUAACUGCCGAUGCCAGAGCCUGCGCUCUCAGCUCAAGCCCUCUUAAAGCUGUUUUUCUGCUGGAGAUCAGCGAGAGCUAACGACACGCAGCUGCCUCCGCGGAAGAAGACAGAAGGACAAGUGGAGGUGAACAGAAGGAGGUGAAACGAGGACAGGAAGGAGGAGAGGAUGAGCACGGAGGAAACAAAACCACCAUCAGCCGCUUAACUCGUGUCUCCGGCGGUCCGGCGCAGUCAUUCUUCUGCAGGGAGCGUUCUCGGCUGUAUAGUUCAGGACUUUUUUUUUUGUGUGAGCUCGGGGGUUGGAAAGGAAAGAAGGGUCGGAGUUCACAUGACAUAAUCGGAGUGAAUGGGUUGCCAUGGUGACUCACCCAGGGAGCCUGACCUGUGCAGAGUGAAUGGAGGGAGCGCCUCGCACGCCAAGUGAACGCUGCACUAAAAGAGGGAGAGAAAGAGGAGAGCGAAGGAGCCGUGGAUAACAGAGGAGCGGAGCAGAGGUCGAGAAUGGAGGACGGCUUCUCCAGCUACAGCAGCUUGUACGACACCUCAUCGCUGCUCCAGUUCUGCAACGCAACCAGAGGAAGAGCAGCGAGGGAUUUUCCAACCCCUUGCUUCAGAGUCAGCAUACUCAUGGAAAAAAGCCUCUUGGUGAGCCAGCGGGCAGAAGAUACCAUUUAUGACAGCGCGUCAGCAGCCGGCAGUAUGGAGGUCACCGACCGCAUCGCCUCCCUGGAGCAGAGGGUCCAGAUGCAGGAGGACGAGAUCCAGCUGCUGAAGUCGGCUCUGGCCGACGUGGUGCGAAGGCUCAACGUGUCCGAGGAGCAGCAGGCCAUGGGCUCACGCAGAGGACCCACCAAAGCCAGGCCGAUGAUUGCCACCCUGCCCUUACGGCCCUCCGUAAACAACGGGGCCCUUCUCCCAAAGAAAGGCAGCGGCACUCUGCCCUCCCCAUCCGGCUCCGGAUCGAGGAAGGACAGCAGCACUGCAGCCUGCAAGAGUUUGUUGUCUCUGACUCGCUCUUCCAGAUUUCUCUACCUGCCCCUCAGCACUGUGAGGAGAGCCAACUCAAACGAACAUGUGGGAACUCUGAGCCGGAAGGAUUCGGGCGACUCCAAGGGCAACCGAACUCGUGCCGGAUCCACCGGCAGCAAUUCCAGCGGCAAAAGAAGUGACGGCAAGCAGAGGGAUCCAGUGUUCAAUGCAGGGAUGCGACGUGUGACCCACUGCAAAGAGGAAGGUUAUGUGAAAAUGUUCUUGAAAGGUCGCCCCAUCACCAUGCACAUGCCCAAAGACCAGGUGGACCGCUACUGCCUGGAGGCCAAAGCCGACCUGCCCAGCAACAAACUCAAACUGGACUGGGUUUAUGGUUACCGCGGCCGAGACUGUCGCUCCAAUCUUUACCUGUUGCCCACUGGAGAAACGGUGUACUUCAUCGCCUCCGUGGUCGUCCUGUUCAACGUGGACGAGCAGCUGCAGCGACACUACACCGGACACACGGAUGACAUCAAAUGCCUGGCUGUCCACCCUGAUAAAAUCACCAUAGCAACCGGUCAGGUGGCGGGCACCUCUUCGGACGGAAGACUGGCUCCUCAUGUGCGUGUGUGGGACUCUGUUAGCCUCAACACGCUCCAUGUUCUCGGUGCUGGCUUCUUCGACCGAGCCUUGGUCUGCCUGGCUUUCUCCAAGUCGAAUGGAGGGAAUACAUUGUGCGUCGUGGACGACUCCAAUGACCACGUCCUCUCCGUCUGGGACUGGCAGAGAGAGGACCGACUGGCCGAGGUCAAGUGCUCCAACGAGUCGGUGUUCGCUGCAGACUUUCACCCGACAGACAGCAACAUCGUAGUGACCUGCGGCAAAUCCCAUCUCUACUUCUGGAACCUGGAGAAAGGCGUGCUGGUCAAGAAGCAAGGACUGUUUGAGAAACAAGAGAAGCCAAAGUUUGUGUUGUGCGUGAUCUUCGCAGAGAACGGAGACGCCAUCACAGGAGACUCGAGUGGGAACAUCCUGGUGUGGGGAAAAGGCACGAACCGCAUCAGCCACGCGGUCCAAGGAGCUCACGAGGGCAGCGUCUUCGCCCUGUGCAUGCUGAGGAACGGCACGCUGGUAUCCGGAGGUAAAGACCGCAGGCUCGUCUCCUGGGACGGGAGCUACCAGCAGAUUCAAAUGGUGGAGGUGCCUGAGUUGUUUGGUCCAAUCAGGACCAUCGCAGAGGGCCGAGGGGAGUCGGUGCUCAUCGGCACCACCAAACACUUUGUUUUGCAAGGCAGUUUGGACGGAGAGUUCAUCCCUAUUACACAGGGUCACACUGAUGAGUUGUGGGGUUUGGCGGUCCACCCUUGCAAGCCUCAGUUCCUCACCUGUGGCUAUGACCGACAGGUCUGCCUGUGGGACUCGAGUUCCCAUCAGCUCGUCUGGACCAAGAGUAUGGAAGAUGCUGCCCAAUCAGCAGGCUUCCACCCAUCUGGAGCUGUGGUUGCCAUAGGAACCCACAGUGGCAGGUGGCUGGUGCUGGACUCUGACUCUAAGGAUCUGGUCACAGUGCACACGGACGGGAAUGAACAGCUGUCUGCUGUGUGCUACGGGCCAGAUGGUAACUUCUUGGCCAUCGGUUCCCACGACAACUACAUCUAUAUCUACGCCGUGGCAGAAAACGGGAGGAAGUACAGCCGAGUUGGGAAGUGCUCGGGUCACUCUAGUUUCAUCACCCAUCUGGACUGGUCACUGGACUCCCAGUACCUGGUGUCAAACUCAGGGGACUAUGAGAUCCUGUAUUGGAUCCCAUCAGUGUGUAAACAGGUGGUCAGUGUGGAGACCACCAGAGACAUCGAGUGGGCCACCCACACCUGCACUCUGGGCUUCCAGGUCUUUGGCUUGUGGCCCGACGGCUCAGAUGGCACCGACAUCAACGCCGCCUGCAGGUCCAGGGAUAAAAGCCUCCUGGUUACCGGAGAUGACUUUGGGAAAGUCCACCUAUUCUCAUACCCGUGUUCCCAGUUCAGGGCUCCCAGCCAUGUGUAUGGUGGCCACAGCAGUCACGUGACCAACGUGACCUUCCUGUAUGACGAUGGCUACCUGGUGUCAACUGGAGGGAAGGACAUGAGCGUGAUGCAGUGGAGGAUCAUCUGAGCGAGCCGGCAGAAGCCGACGCUGUUGUUUUAUCACUGCUCCUGGGGCCUGAAGCCCAGCCGGCGCAAACUGAACUGAACUGAACUUAAAUUAACUCGUGAGCUAAAAAAAAAAAAAGGUGGGUCUUCUGAACUGAAGGGAAUUGACAGAAGAGGAACUCAACGUUUUCUUUCUGAUCUGCUCUCGGAUCCCCAAUGGGACGAACUGUUGGAGGUGUUUUGUGCAAUUGCUUGAAAUGCAAAAAUCUUGUUUUCUUUUAUCACACUAAAAAAGUCUCUCACAUGCUGUCGCCAAGUCCCCAACGACCCGAGUAGAAACAAAACAGAUCCGACUAAACGGAACCAAAGGCUCUGACUUUCUGACUGCAUCUGCAGAGUUUCAGUGUUCCUGUGUUGUGGACACUCCCCACAGAUGAUGGACUGAAGAGGUCCAUCACUGGCUGGAGAUCCAAGAGCAUUGGAACAAAAACUGUGUACGGAAAGAAAGAACAGAGGGAUUUUCUAAUUGUUGAACUUUUGUGUAUUUUGUAUUUAACAACUCAGGAAAGCACUAGUAAAGCAGAACUCGUCUCUUUUAUUAACAUUCACAUAUCAGAAUGAGCCCUAAACACAGAUCACUAAAACAUACAGAGAGGUAUCAACUACGGUUAAUAUCAGAUUCAACUGUUGUCCAACCAUUAUUGAUUUAUUUGCAUUGACUACUUCUGAAUGAAAACUACCAAUACAGUCGUGAUGAUCAUUAGAUACAGCGAGGUUCAGCCAGAUGCUACCCACCAUUUGAAACUAUCGUCCUUUCAGGGCAAUGAACAUCAGUUAGGAUUUAAACUUGUUUUUUUACAAUACAAUAUCUCAACACAUUCUACAUUUUUGUGGCACAGUUUCUAUUAUUUAUUGAUUUAAGAGUCAAGUCUUUCACUUCCAAUUUCAGUUUGAGUUUUUCCCUGGAAUACUUCUCUGUUUAGUCCCACAUGUGUACAUUAAUAAGAGGCUUGGAGCAGCUAAUGAGCCAAAUGUAGGUGAUAAAGUGUUCAAAGCGUCUCCGAUCUUUGGAACGGGUUGUUGUGUCUUUCCUUUGUCUCACUCAAGGAAAAUCAAAAGCAAACAUGUUUUGUUUUUUUAAUUUUCAAAGAUGUGAAGCCUUUUAAAAUAAGCUUAUAUCUGCAUUUUUCUGCACCGGGAUCAGUUUAGGAAGGAGAAGGAUGAGACCGUUACACUGUACCUGUUUACGUCUGAUGUGCUGCAGCUGCGCUCCAUCAGUCACUGGCAAGUUAUUUAACUGAAAUGUAAUGUAAUUUUUAUAUAAUGCACUGCUUCAGAACGCUAAACAUACAGCAGGUCGACUUACCUGCACAAUAGAAAAGCAAAUUCCCAUUUAGUACUCACCGGAGCUUUUCACAGACCAAUGACGUCUGUUUUAAAUGUGCCCAGCUGUGUCGUGUCCGUAAACCUACUGUACAUCACACCCCUCUCAUCUCACUGUCAAUACUAAGACAAUAUGACACACAUGCAUGAAUAUACCUGAUUAUUUUGACACGGGCUUCAGCAGAUUUAUUAGACCAUAACUGCCACUGAUGGAGGCGUGUUGGUGUUGUUUUGAAAGCCUGAUUGUUGGAGUUGUGUGAACAGGAAAGCCACUAACAUCUAUCAGCAGUGACAUAGUUAGCACUCUAACAGGAUUUCGCUUCGCCAUUAAACACCUGAGGCUGCAGAACGCCAUUGAACCUUUUACAAUGUCUGAAAGUAAAUGCAACAUGAAAUCCC